Molecule: messenger RNA, 966 nt
Organism: Selaginella moellendorffii
Lineage: Eukaryota; Viridiplantae; Streptophyta; Lycopodiopsida; Selaginellales; Selaginellaceae
Product: mitochondrial dicarboxylate/tricarboxylate transporter DTC
Exons: 6
Coding region: 3-905 (300 amino acids)
Molecular function (GO): oxoglutarate:malate antiporter activity
Source: RefSeq, a predicted model, not a curated record
CCAUGGCCGUGGACGACAAGGUGAAGAGGUGUCCGACGGUAUGGAGUGUGAUCAAGCCCUUCGUGAAUGGCGGCACCGCGGGGAUGUGCGCUACGGUUGUGAUCCAGCCCAUUGACAUGAUCAAGGUCCGGAUCCAGCUAGGGCAAGGAGGAGCGUUCCAGGUCGCCAAGCAAGUGAUCCAGAACGAGGGAUUCUUCUCUCUGUACAAGGGUCUCACUGCUGGAUUGCUGCGUCAAGCAACUUACACCACCGCUCGUCUCGGAUCUUUCAGGCUGCUGACCGCGAAAGCCACUCAAGCCAACGAUGGAAAGCCGCUCCCGCUCUACCAAAAGGCCUUUUGCGGUCUCACUGCGGGAGCGAUCGGUGCCUCCGUUGGAAGUCCCGCAGACUUGGCACUCAUUCGCAUGCAAGCCGAUGCCGUGCUGCCCCCAAAUCAGCGAAGGAAUUACCAGCAUGCGCUGCACGCUCUCUCUCGAAUCGCUCACGACGAGGGAGUUUUGGCACUGUGGAAGGGAGCUGGCCCGACUGUUGUUCGUGCCAUGGCUCUCAACAUGGGAAUGCUGGCGUCUUACGAUCAGUCCGUGGAGUUCUUCAAGGACACGCUCAAUUUCUCCGAGGUCCAAACUGUUGUUGGUGCCAGUGCUGUGUCGGGCUUCUUUGCGUCGGCCUGCAGCCUCCCUUUCGAUUACGUCAAGACUCAAAUCCAAAAGAUGCAGCCCGGCCCGGACGGCAAAUACCCGUACUCGGGCUCAGUUGACUGCGCUGUCAAGACGCUGAAAACUUAUGGGCCUUUGAAGUUCUACACUGGCUUUGGGACAUACUGCAUUCGGAUUGCUCCUCACGUUAUGAUGACUUGGAUAUUCUUAAAUCAGAUACAGAAAUUCCAGAGAAUCAUUGGUUUGUAAAUGCAAACCGGUGGAUUUGCUUUAAAAUUUUUGAGAAUCAGUCAGCCGCGAGGUUUUUGUU